Diospyros lotus (date-plum) is the source of this 2785-nucleotide messenger RNA. RefSeq lists its product as uncharacterized. Gene Ontology annotation, biological process: endoplasmic reticulum to Golgi vesicle-mediated transport; intracellular protein transport. Gene Ontology annotation, cellular component: endoplasmic reticulum membrane; endoplasmic reticulum. Bases 72 to 923 code for a protein of 283 amino acids. NCBI's taxonomy places the organism in Eukaryota, Viridiplantae, Streptophyta, Magnoliopsida, Ericales, Ebenaceae. The record is from RefSeq and is a predicted model, not a curated record. The transcript has 3 exons.
AGUCUGUAUAUAUAUAUAUAUAUAUAUAUAUCCAAAAUUGAAGCUAUAUCGGGACUUGGUGAGAGAAGAAGAUGAUCUCCUGGCUGUUUCUGAAACUGGUAAUCGGUGAAAUGCUUCUGCUAUUGUGCAUUCUCUACAGAACCCCUCUUCGGGAGCCCCUCAUGGUUGUGUUAGAUUGCCCUGUUGUGAUAUCAACUCUCGGCGGGAUUCUACUCGCUCUGUUGCUUUCCACAAUUUAUACCAUCGGCAAGCUCCAUCUCCGUUCAACUGAUUCCGAUGGCUCCGUUAUUCUGAUGGAGGACCAGGUUCUCAUGGCAAACAAGGUGCUAGAAGCGUCUCUUAUUGGAUUCUUGCUAUUCGUUUUACUGAUGAUCGGCAAACUGCACCUGCUUUUAAGGGAGCACAGUUCACUGAAGAGGAUCAUCAUAGCUGAAGAGAAACAAUUAAAAGAAAGGAAAGAUUACAAUGCAGGGAAGCUCAAAGACUUGAAGAAGGAUGUUGCUAUACUGAAGAGACUGAUCAAGAAGCUAGAAUGUGAAUGUGAGAGAAAAGCAAACCAAGCCAAGGCUGCAAAAGCCAAUGAGAUAGCUGUACAAAAGCAAUAUGAGGAAUUCCAACUAGAAUAUGAUAGUUUGCUUGAAUACAAUGAAAUAAUUCGGAACCAGUUGCAAUCAAUUAACCAGAAUUUAUUGGACAAUAGACAAGGAGGAUGGUCUAGCUUGAAAUCUAGCAUAAUACCUGAUAGUCUUGUUCAAUUUCCUUGUGGCAAUCAAACUUCUAUUGAGAGUGGGGGAGAACCAGAUCAAGAAAUCGGACCGCAAACUACUAAUCAGAAUGAUUGCUGCAUUUGUUCUGGCGGACUUCCAAUAUCCUUUCCUAGGCAGCGGAGGCCAAUUUAUCAGCAGCUCAGUACUCUGUUAUAGACACUAGUAAGGUUGACUAGACGAGCUAAUACCACACACACACUGAUUAUGAGUCUGUUGAAAUUUGAAUGUUGUUUGUAGAUGCUUUUAGGUGAUUUAAAGGAAAUGGAAGGAGGGUACCAUAGGAAGAAAGAAAGCUAGCAUGGGAAAGUCUCAUGUUUACUAUUCAUGUUGAAGCCUUUUUGAAUAGUAUAGCAAUUACUUGACAUUUAUAACUUAACACCCAAUCCUAAAGCAACUCAGUUUAUUGAAGAUAUGCUUUCAGUAAAAAGAAUAUGCAAGAUCUACUGUUUUUAACUUUUGAAGAAGGUCUCUACACAUGUUGGUUAAUGAGAUGUUAUCUGACCCUUCAUAGGUUUGUUUAUCAUUCAGCAAAAAAAUAAUAAACUCUUGAAGAGGGUGAUUCUCCUUUUAGCUCUAAUCAUUUGGAAAAAAUAAAGUUAUUGCUUGGAUGAACACCAAAAUGAAGGAAAUCGUUGAGUUAUAUUCAAUACUGAGAAUGAUUGAAGACAUAUAGUUUGAGAUCCAUUUUCACUCUCAAAUCCCCUGCCAUCAUGAGUAGCCGAGGGUGAUAGAAGAAACACUGCAGCUAUUUUGCACAGUAUUUUCAACAAAAUGGGAAGUGUUUUGAUCCUCCUUUUGCAGAUGCCUCCCAGAUGCUUAUACUCUUUGACUGCCUGAAGCAAGGGAUGGCUUCCCUUGGUCAUGGAAACUGUUGCAGGAGUUAUCUUGGUCAUGACAUGAGUCCUGUUUACUGCAUAUAAGUGAGAUCAGGAGCUGUCCUAUCAACAGCCUGGCUAAAUGGACCAAAUUCUCCUGGGUGGUCACAUGCUUGAAGCUUCACUCAUGGGUGUGUGGCAAAGCAUCACUGUGCAUUUUGACUUGUGAAAAGGUGAGUAAACAAGAUGCCUUGUGUGCUUGUUACAUUAGCACCAUGUAUACAGUUAACAUGUCAUCUUAUGGUAUUUUUUGUUUUAUUACCUUCCAUUACUCUUGUCAUUACAUGAAUUACCUGAGGUAAGUGCGACUCUUCUUUUAUUAUACCUGUGGAUAUCCUUGUUGCAAGGCAUUGCAGGUACCCAUAUUUGUGUAUUGGAUAGUGUGGGAGUCGCUAAUGGAUGUUGGAUCCUUACUAGCUAUGAGUCUGUUGUAUCUCCCCUUGCGCUUGAGAUUACUCUUAUUUGUGUCAAGAGUAGAUAUGUGAUAUGAAUGCGCACCUAUCGGCGGAGGUGACAUACUUGUGGUACGGUUGUGAUUACUUGGUUACCGUCUGUGAUGCGGGAUCCUGUGGCGGGGUUACAACUACUGCACGCUAGCAGAGGAUUGAUACCUACUAUGUGGCAGUGAGCUAGGAGUGCCUCGGGCACCGAUAGACACAGAUGGUAUUUCCGGCGUUGAGUAUAUGAUACAUUUGCCAGCGGAGAUGUUUUCUUGUGGUAGGAUUGUGGAGGAUCUUAUUUGCCAACGGCCAGUUAAUACCCCUGGCAUGUCUAUGUGGAUUCUUGUGGCAGAUGAUUUAUUUACUAUGUUGUAUCGUUGUUGAUUUACUGGUUUAUUAUGCAUAUCUUUAUUGUGUGCUUGUGGAUAUUUUGUCUGCUCGUUGAGCUUUAGCUCACGUGUGUUUGCAUGUGUGUGCAGAUUUUCGUGGAUUGGACGAGAUCGAGCAGGCCCAAGUUAAGACCCAAACCUCGGCUAGCGGUAGGGGCCCCAUGGAUCCUUACCAAGCGGAUCUCCCCUUGCAUUUUGUAUUUUUGCUUUUGUGUGUACAUAUGAAGUCGCUCCAUGAUAUACAACAACUACUCGGGUAAGUUUGAUGUAUGACAUGUUUCACAUUUAUAUAUGUUUUAAUGUUCUUUUCUUUC